AUGCAUAAAGCUGCCUUGAAGUUCGUGUACCAGUCUUUUUUUAGAGAGCUCCAGUUGCUCCACAUCUUUUGUCAGCACGUGGGUUCUCAGGCUUUCACAGCAGCCACGCUGGUGGGCACACCGCUCGUAGGGCUUGGCUUCCGUACUCCUGAGGAGCCGCGCCGUCGCCGCUUUAAGAAGGGGUCUCGCGUCCCUCCCCAGCUGGCGCGAAGCCCCACCCACCCUCCCGGGAAGGAGGGCGAGGCGGCGCAGCUGUUACUCGGAGGGGCGGAGCUGGGCCAGGGGGGGUCCAGACUGGCGGAGGCGGCGUCCCGGGACGGCGCGGACCCCAGGGGCUGCUGCCCGGCCGCUGCGGCGCUCAUCUUCGUCUGCGCUUUCCAGCUGGUCACUGCCUUGGAGCAUCAGGUAUUUGACUUUCUGGGCUUUCAGUGGGCACUUCUGGCCACCUUCGUCCACAUCGUCAUGGUCAUCCUGGAGCCCUUGGGCACCAUCCAGUACUGGCCUCGCUACAUUGUGGUGUACGCGGUGUGGGCGGCCAUCUGGGUCACCUGGAACGUCUUCAUUAUCUGCUUCUACCUGGAAGUGGGGGGACUCUCAAAGGACAGCGAGCUCCUGACCUUCAGCCUCUCCCGGCACUGGUCCUGGUGGCGUGAGCACGGCCCGGGCUGCCUGCGUGAGGAGCCAGAAGCUGGUCUGGGGCCCCCGGAUGGACCGGCCUUGGGGCCAGGCGUUGGCUGUGUCCUGGAGCAUGGCUACGCCGAAGCCCUGCACAGUGCCCUGCAGAUCCAGUUGGCGCUCGUGGGCUUCGUCUAUGGCUGCUACAUGGUCAGCGUUUUCACCGAGGAGGAGGACAGCUUUGAUUUCAUUGGUGGAUCUGACCCAUUUCCUCUCCACCAUGUCAAUGAAAAGCCUUCCGACCUCUUGUUCAAGCAGGCGUACUUGUAUGUCUGGCCAGCAGAGCCUGCCCCUGGCUGGGUCUAG
Molecule: messenger RNA, 981 nt
Organism: Mirounga angustirostris (Northern elephant seal)
Lineage: Eukaryota; Metazoa; Chordata; Mammalia; Carnivora; Phocidae
Gene: NKAIN4
Product: sodium/potassium transporting ATPase interacting 4
Biological process (GO): regulation of sodium ion transport
Source: RefSeq, a predicted model, not a curated record